Messenger RNA from Lytechinus variegatus (green sea urchin), 1619 nucleotides. RefSeq lists its product as uncharacterized. The record is from RefSeq and is a predicted model, not a curated record. Bases 57 to 1367 code for a protein of 436 amino acids. NCBI's taxonomy places the organism in Eukaryota, Metazoa, Echinodermata, Echinoidea, Temnopleuroida, Toxopneustidae. The transcript has 7 exons.
CUUGUUUGCAUAUCAGGUGAAGAAAGAAGACGUUUCCACAAGAUCAUCAUACUAAUAUGGCGCGUCAAAUUCAUAUGCUGGUGCUGGUCGGUCUAUCCUUAGGCAUUCAAGGGAACCUUGCUCAGAUAUUUAUUGGUGAUGACAGUACACCGGGUAUCCUCUAUGCUUCCCUGCCGGAGUCUCGGGAUGAUAGUAACAUCUUGAAGACACAGUUCACCAUGAUACCUCUACGUGAAGGUAAUACUGUAACAGGCAUCGACUACGAUCCAACCAAUCAAAUGGUGUAUUGGAACGAUUUCCCGAAUGGCAUGAUAAAUCGAAUCAACAUUGAUGGAAACAGUCCCCAAGAACUCAUAAUACUGACACAGAGUCCUAAUUCUAUAGCUCUGGAUCUGUUGAAUGGAAAGAUCUACUGGACGAUGUUCAACGACGGGGCCAUCUCGCGCGCCAAUCUAGAUGGCAGUUCCGUACAAGAAGUCUAUAGAUACAUGAACUCUCCUGCCACGCCUACUUCAAUCUUGGUCGAUGCAAUCAAUGGAGGGGUCUUCUGGGCAGCGCAAUUUCCUGAUGAGAUUGUAAAGGCAACCCAAGCUACUACCACAAACACCACCAUCUUGGAAGUUGUUAAACCUAUUAGUGCAGAUGUCAUAGCCACUGAGAUGUGUGCUGAUCAAACAGUGCGAUUGUUUUACUUCACAAAUUACACGAAGUUAGGCUACACCAACGGAGAUGGGACCAGUGAUCGCAUCCUGGAUGUGUUCCCAAACUUUACCCAGGCGAUGCCUUCGAUGAGCAAGUAUGGUAGCAAACUCUACUGGAUUGGCCUGCAGGGUGGACCAGGUAACCAGCAAGCCGGGAUCUACGAGUACGACAUCAAGAAUUCUUCUCUCAAUGUUCACAACCCAGUAGUGACGCUGACGAAUGGUAGCGAGCUGGUUAUUAGCCCCCAAACCGCUAAAAUCAUCUCAACAACUCAGUAUGACGAACCCGUUGUCAUCGAAGGAUGUCCUGAAAAUAUCGACGUCGCCAUCGAUGACGACAUAUACAACGUCUCCGACUCAUCGCCGGUAUCCUGGACCGAGCCUGGGUUGAACAGUUGGUCCAGCUGUUCUGAAAUGGACUUCCUAGGACCAGGAACCAACGGUGGUAUUUUUUUCCGCGGUAAAACCCAGGUGACGUACACGGCAAGAGAUGCGGCAGGAAACACGGAUACUUGUGAAUUUACAGUGACAGUUCGAAAGGACGAUGAUGACGAUGAUACACCCUGUGCUGGCCGUAACUCUGGUGCCAUUCCACCCUCGUGCACUGGCCUCAUACAGGUCUUCCAAGGCAUCUUCAUCCUCCUCUUCAUAGUUUUGUUCGAAUAGGAUGUGGUCCUCCUUGAGAUCUUGGUAAUUGGUAGCAGAGAAGGUAUAUACCCGCUGGAUAUAACGCAGUGUCCCACACAAUGACCCACAGUGUGUUCACAGUGUGAACAUUACCUAAAAUAUUCCCUUUACCAUUUUAUUUGAUCAUUUUAACAGUGUUAACCACAAUUCAUGUUCAUAAUCAUCAUAAUCAUCCACUAUAAUACAAUGUACAAUGUCAUACAGAUGCCUUACCCCCCCCCCCCUUCCUCA